This is a messenger RNA of Callorhinchus milii (elephant shark), 1949 nucleotides long. RefSeq names its product NPR3-like, GATOR1 complex subunit (gene nprl3). The transcript has 14 exons. Gene Ontology annotation, biological process: cellular response to amino acid starvation; TORC1 signaling; positive regulation of autophagy. The record is from RefSeq and is a predicted model, not a curated record. Bases 44 to 1852 code for a protein of 602 amino acids. NCBI's taxonomy places the organism in Eukaryota, Metazoa, Chordata, Chondrichthyes, Chimaeriformes, Callorhinchidae. Gene Ontology annotation, cellular component: GATOR1 complex.
UGGCGCGUCUUCCCUUUGCCAAGAUGGCGGCGCGCGUCCAGCGAUGAGAGGCCGAGAAGGCGGCGCUGUGCUGUGUCGGGGUUCCCGCUCGGUGGCGGCCAUGGGCGAGGAGAGCAGCCCCGUCAGCGUGAUCCUGGUCAGCUCCGGCAGCCGCGGCAACAAACUGCUCUUCAGAUACCCCUUCCUGCGGCCACAGGAGCAGCCCGGGGCCCAGAGCAACACUCCCAGGAGUCGAUAUGCUUUCCGCAGCGCAGUGGAGAGCGUUGAGGACCAGGACGGAGAUUCCAGAAACCCGUCUCCUCCAACUGACGAAGAGUUGGUAUCAGGGUUCUCAGACGCCAUCUUGGCCACUAUCCUGGCCACCAAGUCAGACAUGUGCGGCAGGAAGUUUGAGCUGAAGAUCGACAACGUGCGCUUCGUGGGACACCCGACACUUCUCCAGCACUCGCUGGGUCUGCAGGUGUCUAAAUUGGAUCCGUCUCCAAAGCGAGAGAUGCCAACGAUGAUUCUCUUCAACGUAGUGUUUGCCUUAAGGGCUAACGCAGGGCCCUCUGUGAUCGCCUGUAUGCACACCCUGUCCAGACGGAUCGCCAUUGUUCUGCAGCACGAGGAACAGCGAUGUCAGUACCUGAGCCGCCAGGCCAAGCUGAUGUUAGCCAUUCAGGACGAGGUGGCCUCCAUGUCUGACAGUGAUGGCUCUCAGUCUCCGUUUCACCACAUUCUCCCGAAGUGUAAACUGGCCACAGACCUGAAGAAAGCCUAUGAUAGUCUAUGUACCACAGGCGUGAUGAGGCUACACAUUAAUAACUGGCUGGAGGUGAGCUUCUGUUUGCCCCACAAGAUUCACCAGAUCGGCUCCCACUACAUCCCCCCCAACGCCAUCGAGAGGAGCCUCAAAGCUAUCCGACCAUACCACGCUCUGCUGUUGCUGGAUGAUGAGAAGGUGUUACUGACACAGUUACCUGUGGAUUGCUCUCCCGCCCUUGUGAGGGUCAUCAAAACCUCCUCAGCCACCAAGAACAUACAGCAACUGGCCCAGGACGCUGAUCUGGCUCUGCUCCAGGUGUUCCAGUUGGCUGCUCACCUCGUGUACUGGGGUAAAGCCAUCAUCAUCUACCCCCUGUGUGAGAACAACUUCUACAUGCUCAGCCCUGAUGCUAACAUCUCAACGUAUUCCCCACUGGCUGAUCAAUUUGCUCAGCAAUUUCCCGGCAACGACAUCCUGACUGUUCUCUCAAAGUUCUCUCUACCAACCUCUCUCUCGCAGUUUAAGAAUCCGCUCGCUCCCCCCAUGCAGGAGGCCCAGUUGGUACAGAUGAUGAUCUGGAUGUUGCAGCACCGGCUGCUGAUACAGCUCCACACGUACGUGUGUCUGCUGGUGCCGGCCGGCGGGGAGGAGGGGGGCUCCAGCCGCGACCAGGACAGGCCCCUCCCAGCCCGAGUGGGGGGCAGGAGCCUCAGCACCCCCAACGCUCUCAGCUUCGGCUCCCCCACGAGCAGUGAUGAGAUGACGCUGACCAGCCCCAGUAUGGAGACGUCGAGUGCGGAGUUGCUGGGUGGAGGAGAUUCCCCGCUCAGUAAGAGAGUGACGGAGACGCUAUUGGCCAGUCUGUCCGAGACAGAGCGAAGAGCCAUCCUCAACGUCCCCGCUGCCCAGAACCCAGAGGAUCUCCGGAUGUUUGCCAAGCUCCUCCACUACUUCCAGGGACGUCACCACCUGGAGGUGAUCAUGUACAGUGAGAACAUGAGGCGUUCAGCGCUGUUGAUGCUGAUCGACAAGUUCCGCAGCGUGUUGGUGGUCCGGAACCACGAAGACCCCAUCAUCUCCGUCUUCCAGUCGCCCUUCGUGUGAUUGUCCGCUUAAGACCUGCGCGGAGGCCUGUAGUGAAGUGGUCAGAGCGCUCUCUUGCUCGCUCACUCGCUCGCUCGCCUCGCAAGCAAACGAGAGG